UAAAUGUAAUUUUGGUUUUCCUAUUUCCUCUUCCUCUACUUCGCUUUCAAUCAAGCACCCUUCACACCUUUUGCUUCUGUCAUGAAAGGCCCUUUUCAAAAGAAUCUUUUUUCUGCACUGAUAGAUAAGUACCAUCCUGUUUCUCUGCGAUCCUUUCCCCAAUCUCUUUUUGCUUGUCUCUCUCAAGCUGCUACAUUGCGCCACAAAACCCCCAUGCCUCUCCCUUUCUCUUCAUUCCCUUUCUGCUCUAUCAGUCUUAUUUGGGGGUCCCUAGUCCCUUCGUUUCUACAACUCUGGGAGAAGCUUUGAGCAGCAUGGACGUUGCAGGUUCCAGGAGAUCCAGCAGAGACACGAGCCCAGAUCGUGUCAAAAUUUGCAGGCUUAAUCAUAAUAAUAAUGUCAGACCUCUUAAAAAAGUUCAAGUUGUUUACUACCUCUCGCGGAGUGGCCUCUUGGAACAUCCUCAUUACCUGGAAAUCACUCUCUCCGCCAACGAACCUCUUCGAUUGAAGGAUGUGUUGGAUCGGCUAGUUGCCAUGAGAGGGAGUGGCAUGCCUACACUGUAUUCUUGGUCUUGCAAAAGGAGCUAUAAGAGAGGUUAUGUGUGGUACGAUUUGGCAGCCAAUGACAUAAUAUAUCCUUCAGAAGGAGCAGAAUAUGUACUCAAAGGAUCUGAGAUUGUGGAAGAUUGCUCAGAAAGAGUUCAACAGACGCGACUGAGUAAGCGAUCGCAAGCAGCUUAUCAAGACCCAGCUUUCAAUACCAGUCGAAAAUCUUUCCAUUCCAGUCUACACAGGGAAGCUGAAGAUUUUCAAGAGUACGAAGAACAAGAAGAGUACUAUGAAGAUGGAGAGAAAACAAGCAACACGAGCUCCACCACCACGCCACACUCUCGCUGUUCCAGAGGCGUCUCCACCGGCGAACUCGAAGAAGAUCACGAACCAAAGCCUCACUCGCAGAUCAAAACAGUCAAGGUAACUGUAAACCACGCUCCACCGCCUUCCCCCUCGCCGGCCACAUCCACGCUGGCGGACAAGUUACAGCAAAAAGUGAAAAUAAAGGAAACAAACAACAGCUCGAAAAGAUUUGAGGAUGGGUUAGAGCCGAGUCGGAGCUCGAUUCUACUUCAGCUGAUAGCUUGCGGCAGCUCGGCGGUGUCGAAGGCUAAAAACGCACCGUGCAUGAGCAAUGGGGUGAAGAAGAGGGAAGGUAACAGUGAGAUUAGUGUGAGGAAGAGAGAGGCUGUGAAGGUGUCGGAGGAGGAGAUGAUAAAGUGCAUGUCGGAGAAUCCGAGGUUCGGGAAUUUGCAGUCGGAGGAGAAGGAAUACUUCAGCGGAAGCCUGGUGGAGUCAAGAAAGGAGAACCGGGUUCACUCCGAGGCCGUGCUCAAGAAAUCCAACUCGUACAACGAGGAAAGGAGCAGCAAGGCAGGGAUAGGUGAAGAAGAGGAAGAUAAGGAGGAGGAGAAGGAGAAAGGAGGAAGCAAAGGAAAAUGCAUUCCUCUUAGUAAUAAAAAAAGUGUCAGAAAAUGAAAAAAAAAUCUCUCUCCAUAUAUAUAUGGAUAUGAUAUGAUGAUGGGAUGUCGAAUUAUGGAGCGGUGAAUUAAUUAGCGUACUCUUUACCAUCAGAAUCAUCACGUGGUUAUGUUUAUUCGUACUGCUUGGAAUGCACUUUCGUUAAUAAUUAUUUGUG
Prosopis cineraria is the source of this 1692-nucleotide messenger RNA. RefSeq names its product protein SOSEKI 2-like. The record is from RefSeq and is a predicted model, not a curated record. The transcript has 5 exons. Bases 315 to 1532 code for a protein of 405 amino acids. NCBI's taxonomy places the organism in Eukaryota, Viridiplantae, Streptophyta, Magnoliopsida, Fabales, Fabaceae.